GGCCUCCAAACGUGGGGCGUGCUAACCCCCUGCACCACCACAGCACGCCCCUCCUACACCUUAAGCACAUAGCGUAGUUGGUGAUUUUGUUUGCACUUGUGGCUGAGCUGCCUACCUGUGUGUGUGCGCGCGCUUGUGUUUUCGCGUAAGCAAAGUCAGCCACAGGAAGUGAGGGUCGGCAUAAGUGUCAAAGCGAGUGGUUCAGGGUAUGUUGAUUGUGAAAGAAAAAUGUCUGAGAUGUGGUUUAUAAGAUCACAUGAUUUUGAUUAUGGUCACAACAGUAGGAAGUUUGCGCUGCACGUGUUUCUGUAAUUACAACUCAUUCAGAGGAGUAAGAAUCUCUAGAAGAGAUUCAGCGAUACAGUGAAUUUGUUUCAGAUUCAUACAACUGCUUACUCGACUUCUAAAAAGUGUGAAGGAUAGGCCUUUCCAGUGUGACUCAUUAAAUGAUGAUGGUAUCUGAAGUUCAGCUUAAAAGGGCAGAAAAGUCCAGACACACUAAUACAAAUUACCCCCCAGCUCAGUGUCAACUUGUACAGCAUCCAGUCCUCGUGGUGGUGAGGAAGGACGUGGUGUUCUGUGAAAUUGGGAGGCAUGCUGCGUGCCACGGUUGUUUCAUGAAGAUUUCUGAAAGGAAUUUUAACAGACAACUCAGAGAUAAUUAGUUGUAUUUAUUUUUUUAUAUCACAAGACGGGAGUAUCAGGAGUCAAAUGACAGAAUGGGAAACACUAUGAACGUAACGGAGAAUUUGACCGAAUAUUAUGACUAUGAUUCCGACUGCAAUGAAACAAGUUGGGUCUUCACCAGUGGAUCUGUGCUCAUCCCUGUUCUUUACUACAUGUUGUUCUGUGUGGGCCUAAUAGGAAAUGCUAUAGUUCUCUGGGUUCUCCUCCGGUACACAAAGAUAAGGACUAUGACUGACGUGUUCCUCCUAAACUUGGUCCUAUCUGACCUUUUAAUGGCUGUAUCUCUGCCUGUCUGGGUCCACGUUGCCCAGAGCCUUCCAUCCUGCAAACUGGCUACAGGAUUCUAUCAAUUGGGUUUCUACAGCGGGACGUUCUUUGUGACCAUGAUGAGCGUGGACCGCUACCUCGCAAUCGUCCACGCUGUGGCAGCCAUGCGAAAGCGGACCCUUCGCUACGGACUCAUCGCCAGUGUCAUCAUCUGGGUCGCAUCUGUGGUCUUGGCAACCCCACAUGUGGUCUUUGCCAGCUUAGAGUCACUGGACAAUGAAAGCUUCCAGUGCCAUCCCAUCUACCCAGAGGAAACCGAGUCGUCGUGGAAAAUGCAGCGAAAUUUCACAGAGAACGUGGUGGCCCUUUUUCUCUGUCUUCCUGUCAUUAUUUUUUGCUACGUGAAUAUCCUCGUGGUGGUCUCCAAAUCCAGGAACUCCAAAAGGGACAAAGCAAUCAAGUUGAUUUUCAUUGUUGUGUGUCUGUUUGUGCUGUGCUGGGUGCCCUACAACAUCAUAGUCUUCCUGAAGACACUGCAGCCAAUGUCUGAAUACCUAAACAACUGCGAGUCGUCACAGGCCAUCGAUGCAGCCAUGGUCUUUGCUGAGAUCAUUGCUCUGUCUCACUGCUGCGUAAAUCCAGUCAUCUACGCAUUCGUUGGGGAGAAGUUCAGGAAGACGUUGGCCAAAGUGCUUUCCAAGUAUUUCCGUUGGAAUUACCAGAGCACCAGCCAAACCACAGACAACGAGACCUCUAACACACCUGUACGAUCAGAUUAUUGAAACUGGGUCAUCGUUGUGAUCGAGACGGGAUGUGCAGUGCUUCUUUGUUUCUCUGCACCGAGAGACUAAAUAGAUAAAAGUGCGUGUGUGUAAGACGGCAUGGUGGCAGUGGUUAUGGCGGAGGGGGAGGUCACGCGGUUUCAGCUUGCAAAGGUUUCGGCGCAUGAAACAAGUUCUUCCUUGUCACAUGCAAGAUGAUGACUCAUUCGGAAAGUGUGCAAGAAUUACCUGAAACAUUUAAAUGCGAACUCCAACCAACCCAUGUCUUUCUGUCGUUCUGUUCAGCAUUUAACAAGAAGUACAAAGAGCAGAUAAAAAAAAAA
Xiphophorus couchianus (Monterrey platyfish) is the source of this 2059-nucleotide messenger RNA. Its product is annotated as C-C chemokine receptor type 3. Lineage: Eukaryota; Metazoa; Chordata; Actinopteri; Cyprinodontiformes; Poeciliidae. The record is from RefSeq and is a predicted model, not a curated record. Bases 720 to 1736 code for a protein of 338 amino acids. Gene Ontology annotation, molecular function: C-C chemokine receptor activity; C-C chemokine binding. Gene Ontology annotation, biological process: positive regulation of cytosolic calcium ion concentration; immune response; calcium-mediated signaling. The transcript is spliced from 4 exons. Gene Ontology annotation, cellular component: external side of plasma membrane; membrane.